CGUUUAAUUUGUAUCAUAUUGUUUCCUCUUGCUAAUAAGCUGCUAUCUAUAUUAUUUUAAGGAAUGGGCCUUGACACCGAAAAAACUAGAUGGAAAGCUAAUUAUUUUGGGAAAUUAACUACUUCUUUUGAUGAAUAUCCAAAAUGUUUUUUAGUUACGGUUGAUAAUGUUGGUUCUAAACAAAUGCAAAAAAUCAGAUCCUCUCUGAGAGGGUCAGCUGUAUUGGUUAUGGGAAAAAAUACAAUGAUGAAAAAAGCGAUGAGAAAUCACCUCGAAAACAAUCCAGAUUUAGAAAAACUUAUUCCUUUAAUCAAAGGAAAUAUUGGAUUUGUAUUUACCAAAGAUGAUUUAUCAGAUGUUAGGGAAAAGAUUAAUGUUAAUCAAGUUGCUGCACCAGCUAAAGCAGGUGCACAUGCACCAGUUAAUGUUACUAUUCCUGCCCAAAACACUGGACUUGGUCCAGAAAAGACUUCCUUCUUUCAAGCUCUUUCAAUUCCAACUAAAAUUUCUCGUGGCACAAUAGAAAUAUUAAGUGAUGUACCAAUUAUUAAAGUUGGGGAUAAAGUGGGUGCAAGUGAGGCAACCUUAUUAAACAUGUUGAAUAUAUCACCUUUUUCAUAUGGAUUAGUUAUUAAACAUGUUUAUGAUUCUGGUAGCAUAUUUGAUGCAAAAAUUUUGGAUAUUACUGAAACUGAAUUACGUAGUAAUUUUAUGAAAGGAGUUCAAAAAGUGGCAGCUCUAAGUUUAGGGUUGCAUUACCCAAACAUGGCUUCACUGCCCCACAUGUUGGCUAAUGGAUAUAAAAAUCUUUUGGCUAUUGCUGUAUCAACUGAUAUUAAUUUUAAGGAAGCUGAAAAAAUUAAAGAAUAUAUAAAAGAUCCAUCUAAAUUUGCUGCUCUGGCUCCUAAAGUUGAAGAACCUAAAGAAAAAAAAGAAACUAAAAAGAAGGAGGAAGAAAAGAAAAAAGAAGAUUCUGAACAUUCAGAUGAGGAUAUGGGCUUAGGAUUAUUUGAUUAAAGAUAUAAUUAAUUGUAUAACCUGAAUAAAAAUC
This is a messenger RNA of Gordionus sp. m RMFG-2023, 1051 nucleotides long. Its product is annotated as large ribosomal subunit protein uL10-like. NCBI's taxonomy places the organism in Eukaryota, Metazoa, Nematomorpha, Gordioida, Chordodea, Parachordodidae. Gene Ontology annotation, cellular component: cytosolic large ribosomal subunit. The transcript is spliced from 6 exons. Gene Ontology annotation, molecular function: large ribosomal subunit rRNA binding; structural constituent of ribosome. Gene Ontology annotation, biological process: ribosomal large subunit assembly; cytoplasmic translation; ribosome biogenesis. The coding region runs from base 64 to 1017 and encodes 317 amino acids. The record is from RefSeq and is a predicted model, not a curated record.